AUGCAAACACGUUCAACAUUAGAUACAAGUUCAAAUAAUUUAUUUACAAAUAUUGAACGGUUAGGUACACGUGAUUUAUUAUCCUAUGGACAACUUUCAUAUGAUACUAUAUUAACAUCAAUCCAAAGUAAUAAUACAUUACCAUUUAUAUUACUUGAACAAAGAACUAAAGAAUAUAAUGAAUUAUAUAUAAAUUUAAUUGAACGUAAUUAUAAAUUAAUAACUAAAACUCAUGCAUAUACAUUAUGUUUAUUCGUGAAGCUGAUUUAA
Rotaria sp. Silwood1 is the source of this 270-nucleotide messenger RNA. The record is from the annotation of a GenBank genome assembly. Lineage: Eukaryota; Metazoa; Rotifera; Eurotatoria; Philodinida; Philodinidae.